AUGCAUUCCCAUAAAUGUGGUGCAAGGAUAACUGAUUACUCUGGAGUCUGCCCAGAGGUCGACUCGCUCAUUCAGCAGCUGGAAACUGGCAAAGGGGAGUUUUUCGAGUAUGUGGACGAUGCGACGCACGAGGUCGGCUGCGUCAUGUGCAAGCUGAGCCUGCAUGACACCGCCCUCUUCGAAGGCCGCCAUGAAGUGAAGGUCUUGCCUUGCUUCCACAGCGUCUGCGCUUCGUGCCUGCAAACACUGGUGGCCAACAGCAAGGGGGAUGCUUUCGACUGUCCUCAGUGCGGCCGCCGGACCCAGAAAAUGCAAGCUCUUCAUCAGUAUCUUCCGAACUUCGACUUGCUCCAUGCCAUCGACAGCCAGAAGGUCGCACAAAGCGACUUCCUCUGCGAAGAGUGCAUCACGGGCUAUCGCGCCGAGUUCUACUGCGAGGACUGCAUCAUGAACCUUUGCGAGAGCUGUACCACGCAGCAUCGCCGAGCCAGAGCAUCGACGAACCAUGUCCUGGUCAAGCUGGUGGAAAGCAGGGGCGAGAGCAAGGUCCUACCAGAUCAGGUUCGGAACAUGCACCGAGCACAGUACUGUGCCAUCCACCGCACCAGCCGGUAUGACUUGUACUGCGAAGACUGCGAAAUGUUGAUCUGCCCAGAGUGUGCGCGGACCGACCAUCAGCAGCACAGGUACAAGCUGCCGUCUGCUGCAUUGUUCGAGGAGCACCGGCAGCGUGUGAAGGACAUCAUCGAAAUGAUGUGCAACCAGCUUCUGGACGAUCAAGCGAUGCUCAAGGUCUUGAACCAGAGCUUCGAGUCGUCGGAGCUUGCGUGCAUGCAGGCCCAGUCCAACAUCGAAAGGGCCUUCGAUGAACUUGAGGUUGCGGCAGAGGCCCGGAGUACCGAGCUCGUGCAGCAGCUGCAGGAGACGAGCCUGGAACGCAUGCGCACACUGGAGGAGGAAAAGGCUCGUUGUUCGACGGCGAUGGCAGACAUCGCGCGGAUUGUGGACUUUGUGGAGAAGGUGGGCGCUUUCACCAUGCGAAAGUGCUUUGCUGGGCAUGGCACCGACGUAGAGGUGCUCCUGGCAAAGAGCCACCUCUCCCGGGAGCAAGUCAUCACCCAGAAGGUACAGGAGUGGCGGAGGCUCUGCCAAGAUCCACCGCCGGGCUUCGAGAACAGCCCCGUCGUGGCUGGCUGGUCUUCCAGCGACGAGGCUGAUGCGAUGCUUCGAUCUUUGGCGUCCUUUGGCUCCCUGGUCGUGUCUCCGUUCGCGUUGGAGCCUGGCUACACCGGGGGGCCGCUGAAGAUCACAGACGGGAAGAAGUGGGCCGAUCUUUUCGAGGAAGCCGAGGAGACGCCGCUGACCAUCACGAAUCUCAAGGAGCCUUCAGAGACGGAAGGGGCAAAGGAACAGCAGCCGGAGAUAUCUCUGGAGCACUCUGAGGUGGAAGCUGACACCGAUGCCGAUGCCGUGCCAGCCCGGCGUCGGCGGCGCCGAGGGCGGCGGCGGAAGCCAAGCCCCAAUACAAAACGGACUCCCUCCAACGAGCCGGCUUGGGUCGAAAGCAGCAAGCCAACGGAAGCGGAGACCACGCGAGCCCGUGCAGACAUUGAGAUGGAGCCGCAAAAGGUGACCUUCGAAGAGGCCUCGGAUGACCAGGCGGACGAGCCGGCCGAACCGCGACGCCGUCGCCGGAGGCGGCCUCGGGGGCGAGGCGGCAAAGCCAAGCCCGAGGAUGCAGCGCCUGAGAUCGCAUAG
This is a messenger RNA of Symbiodinium necroappetens, 1758 nucleotides long. NCBI's taxonomy places the organism in Eukaryota, Dinophyceae, Suessiales, Symbiodiniaceae. The record is from the annotation of a GenBank genome assembly.